UUCAAAACCACCUUAGAUCCCCAUUUACACACACUCUCUCUCUUACUUUCUCUCUCUAAAACAAACCUUGCUUUUCACCGGAGGAUCUGACGCCACCACCAUGGCUCAGCUCCGCUGCUCCACCUCCACCCCGCACCAUUUCCCCUCCACCCCGAUCCCUCGCCUCCCACUUUCUCUCUCUAAACCUUACUCCUUUUCUCUCUCUAGACCUACCGGCCACAUCUCACUUUCCCUCUCUAGAUCUUCUCAGGAGCCCACAUUAGCAGGCGGCGAUUCCGGGGACCCCCCUCGAUUUUCCGGCAAUGGAGGUGGCGGUGGCGGCCAAAACCCAGGUGACCACGAUCACCAUUUCUCUGAAAACCCUGAUCCCAAGCCAAAAGGGCUGUUAUCUCUCUUCCUCCAUGGCUGGAAAUGCAGAGUAGAGGCAGAUCCUCAGUUCCCCUUCAAAGUUUUGAUGGAGGAGCUUGUUGGUGUCUCAGCCUGUGUCCUUGGAGACAUGGCUUCUCGACCCAACUUCGGCCUCAACGAGCUCGAUUUAGUGUUCUCGACUCUGGUUGUUGGGUCGAUCCUGAACUUCACUCUUAUGUAUCUUUUGGCCCCAUCUUCUCUCUCUAGCUCUCAAGCUCUUCCCGGGCUGUUUUCCUCUUGCCCACCAAGCCAUAUGUUCGAACCAGGCGGCUUUGGCCUCUUGUCAAGAAUGGGUACCUUUGUUUACAAAGGAUUUGUGUUCUCGGCUGUCGGAUUUGUGGCCGGAUUGGUUGGGACUACCCUGUCCAAUGGCUUGAUUUCAGCGAGGAAGAAAAUGGACCCAAAUUUUGAGACCCCAAAUAAGCCACCACCCACUUUGUUAAAUGCUUAUACGUGGGCUCUCCAUAUGGGGUUUAGCAGUAAUUUUAGGUAUCAGACCCUUAAUGGAGUUGAGUUUUUGUUGGCAAAAGGGCUUCCGCCUGCCGGUUUCAAGGCCAGUGUUGUGCUUUUGAGGUGCUUGAAUAAUGUUUUGGGGGGAGUUACAUUUGUGAUGCUUGCUAGAUUGACUGGUUCACAAAAAGCUCAAGAUCAAGAGAAGGAUACAUUAAAGGAGAAAUUGAUUGAAGAGGAAGAGGAGAUUAGAGAAAGCCAGUCGGCUUGUAAGUGAGUUUUCAUUUUUAUGGGUCUUUUGGUAUUUUUUGCUUUUUUUUAUGUUAGUUUUUGUUUGGUUUAGUCUUGAUUUAUGUGAGGAAAGGAAUUUUAGGUUUUCAGGAGAAGGUCGUGGUUUAUGCUCUAUAAUGGGUAGAGGUUUUCUGUGGGUUUUGCCCCAUUGCUUAUUAAUCUAUGGAUUUUUAGUUGAGGAU
Messenger RNA from Amborella trichopoda, 1331 nucleotides. RefSeq names its product protein RETICULATA-RELATED 3, chloroplastic. The record is from RefSeq and is a predicted model, not a curated record. Lineage: Eukaryota; Viridiplantae; Streptophyta; Magnoliopsida; Amborellales; Amborellaceae.